Molecule: messenger RNA, 4263 nt
Organism: Eimeria acervulina
Lineage: Eukaryota; Apicomplexa; Conoidasida; Eucoccidiorida; Eimeriidae
Product: Microneme protein 14, related
Exons: 27
Coding region: 1-4263 (1420 amino acids)
Source: RefSeq, a predicted model, not a curated record
AUGGCUGGCACCUACAUUGCAGACUAUUCAGGCUAUUCCGGAUCGGCUGAGCAUGCAGAUGCGCUUCUUUCUUCUAGCCCUACUGGGUCAGGUGCCGCGUGGUCGGGUGGCGCCGUAGAAGUAUCCAGUGUACACUACCUCGCUGUGCAUCUCUCCCUUUCGCGAAGGAAGAUGACUCGGCCGAAGCAUCUCCCCUCCAAGAUGCUGCAACUGCUCAUUGUGGCAGCGCUUACACUGCUACUGCAUCAUCAGCUCCCAUCGGAUGUCGGGGCUUUUCCAAAAUUGCUGUGUGCGCGUACAGAUUUCGUGACGGGAAAGAUAUACCUCAAAGGCGAUGGCGCCUGGGAAAGAUUUGAAUUCCCAAAUCCACUGGAAAAGCCUCUUGUCUUCUUGGGCUCACCUGACUACAUUGGCGACUACCCGAUAGAGCCACAGGUAGGAGAGGUGGACGCGAAUGGAUUUACGGCCCGCGUGAUGGUGCCAUCGUGCAUAACGGCGGACCUCUCAAGGACUUGGAUUGGUUUACCUUACAUUGCUUGGCGCAAAACGGCUGGACGGGACUACGUAGCGGAUUAUGUUCAGUUGAACAGUUACUCAAGCAUUUCUCCUGGGGCUGUCCAAACAUACUCCUAUUAUGUUCACGACUGGGACCGUAUAAGCAUCCAGAACAUGGCAUAUAUUGAAGAAAAGGCGGCUGCGUUGAACAUGACGGUAAACGUUUACGUUAGGGGCUCCAUCUCCUCUCGAAGAAAAAGAUAUACUAUUACGCUAACCACGUCCACCACGAAUAACCUGCCCACCGUCGGUGUAGCAAUCAUGGGUCUUGGUGCCUCCGUCCCUACCCAUUUUGGCGGAGUGGACAUUGAACUUAGGCCGUCAACGCUGAUCACAUCGGGCAAUGGGUUUUCGCAUUCCCUUGGCUCUCCCGUCCUAGCAUUUAUCCUUCCAUCUUCUGUGUCAGCUUCACACAGCUACGCCGUCGAUUCCAAUUCUAACACAAGUUGCGUGCUUCGAAUUAUAAGCGAUUGCCGGACAGGCGCAAAGCUGAACGACGCUGCUUCUUCUUACUUACUCAUUGCACACGCGCAAGAAUCAAGUAAACAUGAAAACAUGGGCCCAAACUGCUGGAACGCACAGUCUGUUUCUUCAGACCUGCUGCCAAUUUGUGAACUUACAUGCGGGACGAUGUGGUCCCAGCACAAGGAAAAAUACAUGAAGUGCCCCAAUCCAAUGGAAUGCUUCAACACUGACUUCUCGACAGCGUCAGCGAUAGUGGAGGCGUGGGGAGAUCUAUUCGAUGAUCGUUUGGCUGGAGAGUUAUCUACCAGCUGUUCUUUUGCGUCAAGACCUCCUUCUUCACCAGAAGAACAAUACACCUUUGAGCAACUUAUUACGUGGAGUGACACAGCAAGCGGCAGCACGUGGAAUACGGAGGUGGCAUGCGGCAAAGAUGCUGUCCAGCUCGUUCAAGUGCUCUUCAGCGAUGAGUUUGUCCUGAACGGGAAGCUACCUGAAACGCCGUCAUGCGGAAUUCAAGACAUCACAGGUUUAAUGGACAACUUCUGCCAAGGACAAGCGUCUUCCGAUUCAGCGGCGUGCAAUGUAACGGAGGACGCAUUCAUGGCUGCUGCUCUGGUCACCCUAUGCGGAGCAGCUCUAAACCCCUCCAUGCUGAUGCGUUUUAACUGCGGUUCAGCAUCUGGCAAGCCAUCGUGCCUAGCUGCACACCCUUUGCGAAGUUUUUACAACCACACAGAGGAGACAAGAACUGUCAAUGAUGGCGGCCCCCAAUGCACUAAUCUCUCUGACCAGACGGUGGAUACUCUAGAAGAGGCCGUUUGCAGGAAUCUGUGCCUCGAUUUAUGGGAUAUGUUUAAGGAUCAAGCUAUUGCAAACCCGUCUCCAUAUGAUGAAUUUGUGUUAUUGAUGAGGCAGUGGCAUGCUGAUAACCCUUGGGCUCUUACUUCGACCCUUAGCGAAAUCGCCAUUAACUGCACAUACGACCGUCGGGCCGUUUUCGGCUCCACGGACGGAAGCUUUGUCGUGCGCGACCUAUGCCCUGAUUCACGCUUCGCUGACAUUGUUGGCGCCUCAUAUGGUUGCAACUCGGUGAUUGUCGACGGGGAACUGAAGUCAGCCUGCCAAGUGCAUGAUGCCACCAGCGUUGUACAGCAAGCAUGUACUUCUCGCACCUUGACGGAAUGCACCGUCUUCGGGAACCAGUUUCCUCCUACGUUGGAGUUGUGUCCAUCAUGCGACGCAUUCAGUCUUGUUGUAUUUUACAACUGCAAGUUGAGACUAGAGUCAUUGGGCGGGUAUGGUAUUAUUCCCCACGCGUUAUCUGGAAACAUUGUUUAUUCUGGAAACAUACCUUCUUGCUCCUGCGCGGAGGGCUCUGUCCCAGCAACACAGGAGGAGAUUACUGCAUUAACAUCUUGGCAAGCAUUGAUUACACCGCCCGAAAGUUUCGUCCUGAGCGGCGCUCGUGGUGUAUCUGUUGAUGAAGAUGGCGAGUUAACAUUUACAAUUUGGGCACCCUCCUCCGAGUACGACUGCUUAAGUGAAUUCGUCAAGAUCCUUUGCAAGCACCCUGUGGAGCAAGACCCGGAUGAAGGCAUGAUGAACCCAACACCCCUCUGCGAAGAGUCAUUUUCUACGAAACCUGGAAAACGUUCUUCCCACGAUGAACUCUGCAGAGAAACGUGCUCGCACGUACUCAAGAAUAAGUGUUCGUCCAGUGCGAAUAAGUGGGCCUGCAUCAAUGAUAAUAUAACGGACUGCUACGUGCCAAACAGCCUGCGUAAAACCUGUGGAAUACGGGGGAUAUCUCCGCAAUACAAUGAUAAAUAUAGAACAUGUGGAUGCGAUGACCCAACGAUGGAGCCAUGCACUGAAAGUGAGGUCAAAAUGCUCGCUCACGACUGGAUGGGAUAUUUCAAAGACCACUACCAAGGAAAAGGCGGACUCAUCUUGUUGCGGAACAUGGGAGUUAUGGAGGACUCGGGAACUAUUUAUACAGACUUUGGAGUUGCAACUGGAUGUACAAGAUCGUCGGAGUACAAGGGGAUUUUUUGCCGAGGCCUGCAGCCAAGCUGUGAUGGAACAAUCUCUCUCAACAAGAACGAUGUAUCCGAUUACCAGUGUGCAUACUGGUGCCACGAAGUCCACUCCACUUGCAAAGAAACUCAGCCUUCGAAUGCUUCAGCAUGUCUUUAUGAGACGCAGAAGACCCAUUCGAUACUGAAGCAGUGCAGUGUCCCAUCAGAACUAGAGGAUAAAGAACAACAGGACUCCAACAUGGUGGCCGGUACCGCUAUUGUAACGACCGAGUGGAAAGCUGUGGACUUUGAAUCUCCUGUUUCGCCAAAUCCAGUGGUAUUCAUAGGUCUUCUCGAUCCGCUUGGAACAUUUGGUCAGGUACAAAUAACAGCAGUAUCGGAAACUGGGUUUUACAUCCGCCUAGCUGAGGACCACUGUAGAAUUGGCUAUGCACCUGCCUACGCUCAAGUGAGCUGGAUGGCCAUUUCCGAGGACAGCUUCACCAUGCCAACCUCUGGUACAUUGAUUCGAGCUGCCACUGUUGAUGCUACUGUUGGGGAGGAAAUAGACCUGCUUCCUGGCCUUAAGUUGCGCACUUCCUCGACAAAGUUAAUGGAUCCCAAGUCCGGAUGGUCUAACACCAUCACGUACUCUACGGAGGUCUUCGGCAAUCGACCUCCCUUGAUCUUUGGCUCCGUGGUGGUGAGGGUAGGUGGCAAGACAAAGAUGCUAGUAAAAGACCAACUGGAAAUUGCCUCGCCCACUGCCAGGUGGAGUCCCAAGCUAUAUGUGAUUUCUCAAGAAUCUUGCGAGGAUUUCGUCUUUGAAGAAGUCUCCGUUUUAUUCGCUACCGUAUUACUUAUGGUUCUUCACAUCAAAGACCAUUUCACGCCCAACUGCGCCAAAGCCAAGUCUAAAGGUGGGUCGGCUACUGAUGCAGACUGUGUUGCAGAGUGCACAGCAAUAUCUGAAAAAUGCUCACCUCCACUGGCUUGGGAAUGCUUCAUAGCCAGCGCCUCGCAAGAGCUGCAAGCGAAGUGCUACAUCGAGCCCGCAAGCGUCCAGUGUAGGGUUGUCGACAUGUCCAGCCGCCUAGAUAUAGGGUGGGACGUUGAGGCCAUGAGCUGCUCAUGUCCCCAAGGCUUUAGCCCGUGUACGCAUCAUCAAGUUGAACAGGACCGGGCCCACUGGAUUCAAGAUAUUUCCCCUUGGGGUCAGCUGUAG